This is a messenger RNA of Leptopilina boulardi, 2820 nucleotides long. RefSeq lists its product as uncharacterized. The coding region runs from base 1263 to 1940 and encodes 225 amino acids. The record is from RefSeq and is a predicted model, not a curated record. The transcript has 2 exons. Lineage: Eukaryota; Metazoa; Arthropoda; Insecta; Hymenoptera; Figitidae.
GAGCGAAUCAAAUUAUUUGGUUGUCGCAACCAAAUUUUGGUUAGGACAACAAAAGAUCAUUUGGUAUUUCAGAACAAACUAUUUUGUUGUGUUAACCAAAUUAUUUUGUUGUCGUAACUAAAUUUUGGUUGGAAUUUAAAAAUGUUCAACCAAAUAAUUUUGUUGGCCUAACCAAUUGUUUGGUUGAGAUAACCCUACGACUUUGUUUCAGCCAAUUAAAAUUUGGUUACAAGAACCUAAAUUGCCUAACCAAACAAUUUUGUUGCAAAUUUUGUUGUCACUAACGAGUAGUCACGAAAAAAAAAUGUCAGAGAAAAGUCAGGGAAUUUUUUUCUUUAAGGCCAUCCGGGAAAAAUCCCUAACCUAAAAGUGUUUUCCCUUGCGAGAUAUUACUCGUAAAUAACUUGAAAUAUUUUGUUCGGAUUUGUCGGAUUAAUUAGAUGAGGGCGAGCUGAUUAAAAAUCAUCUCCAUUUUGACAAGUAAUUUUGUAGAAAAGUAUUGAAAAUCGUGGUUAUAAAAGUUGGAUUUUUGACAGAAGUGGGGACAGCAGGGAUGGGUAAGUAUUAUACGUGACGUAUUAUACGUGGUUUUCUACACGUAUAAUACGUCUUUAGUUUUCUACGUAUGUCACGUAUAAUACUUAGAUCACGUGACGCGCGGGAUUUUUAAAUUUUAGAAAGUGAAAAAUGUGAUUUUAAUAAUUUAUUUCACAAAAUUUUCAAGUAAUUUCUAUUUAACAAUUUAUUCAUUAAUAUGAAAGGUUUUUGAAAAUUUAUAAAAUAAUAAAAUAAAUACUAAUUGCUCUAGUUAGGUCAAACUGUCUGCCUGUCAUCCUGCGGCGAUCGGGCUUAAUUUAUAGGUUAUGCAUCUUCAAAUGAUUGCAUGUGCGUGAUCUGCGUGAUUAUUGUCAAAAAUUUUUCUCCUUUUCUUUAUAAAAAAUAUGAGCACUAAAAGAGGUGGCAGACCAAAACAAUGCUUGGGAGGAGUUGUGUUUUAUUCCGAAAAAUGACGAAAAAGGGAAAAAUUGUGCAUUGUGUGCGAUUUGCAAUAAAAUAUUGCAAAACACUGCAAUUGACAGGUUAAGGAUGCACAGGUAAAAAUUACAAAUUUAAAAUUUUCUAUUUUUUUAUAAGCAAUUUCAGAUUAUUAUAUUAUAUUUUUAUUAUAAUAGUAAGAUCUUAUUUAAUUUGUAUUGUGUUUUUAUAGAAGAACGUGUUUGUUGAUUGACGAAAAUGAGCAUGUCACUUUGGAAACAUCCAAAAUGAGUGGUGAUACCAAAGUGUCAGAAUUUCAAUUUGAUAUUGACAUGUUGGACAACAAUAAUUCGAUGACUGAAUGUGAUAAAAAUCUCAAUGUUUCCAUUUCAAACACGAAGAAACCACGCAAUUUUCAACCUCGCAUAAAAUCAUUCCUGGAUAUAAUCAGUGAACAGGAGAAAAGUGAUCUAAAUCGAUUAGUUGCAAAGCUUUUUUUGGGAUGUAAUGUGGAUCCAAAGGUUGCAGAUUCCGAUUAUUUCAAAAUGUGCAUCAAGUCACUGCGUCCAGGUUAUACUCCACCUUCAUCCAACGAAAUAUCAACAACACUAUUAAAUAAGUGUUAUGAAAAUUUAGAGAAACAAAAAAAAGAUUUCAACAAUAAUCCUGGGAUAUUGUACAUAAUCACUGCAAACGAAAAUAAUUUAAAAUCUGUGAUAAGUUUAAUUCGCCACUCGGAUUUUGAAAUUUCAUUCCUGAAAUCAUGUUUGAUGAGAACGACAACAACAGGAGAAGAAUACGACCGAGAACUAAAUAAAAAUGUUUUGGCUCACAAUGACGUGUAUUCUUUUUAUUUGAAGCAUUUAGACAAAUUAAAACAUUUAUACAUUGUCAGUAAAUUUAAAUUUCCUCAAGCGAUCAGCAAGCAUUUCUUCAUAUUUUUCAUCGAUAAUCGGAAAAUCUAGGCGAAGCCAUUCUUCUAAGGCGUCUGCUUGAGUAGUAUUGGAUUCUUGGAAUUUAUUUAUUAAUGUGCAAAUCCCAUCAAAGAUAAUAACAAAGUUUAAAACUUGUUGUUCGAAAACUUCAUCAAAGAUUAAAUCAACUGCCUCCCUUUUGAAAAUGUAUUAUACGUAGAAAACCUCGAAAAACUCACUUUUACCCAUCCCUGUCAGUAGGGGAGGCGAGCACACAGACAUUGAAUCUAUGUGUCAGUGGCCCAGAAGGUAGCGCCAAUUCUAGCUAGUAAGUGGCCGCUGUUGAACUAACUUACCCCAAAUUACUCCACAUUAAAUCUUUAAUGAAAUAAUUUCCUCACAAUAUUAUUGGAAAAAUGGAGAAGAGCCCCACUCAGUGACCCUUCCUCUAUUAUUCCUCCAAAUGCCAACUCGAAAUACUUUAUCCUUUAAAGAUGAGAAGAAAUUUACGAAACCCCUUUUUGCCAAUGUUUAAACAUUUUUUUCAAUAAUUAUUUAUCAAGAUUAUGAAAUUCCGAGAAGAGCCCUUGGCAGGGUACCUUCCUCUAUUAUUUCCAAAAAAUUACAACCUAAAAUAUUCUAUCUUUUUCAAAUGAGAAGAAAUCUAAAAAACCAUUAUUUUCUCCCGGAUGGCCUUAAAUUAGGUAAAUCAAAAAAAAAAAAAAAAUUUUUUAAUAAAUUUUCUGAUGAAAAAAAAUUUCCAAUCCGAGGCUUGUAAUAUUUUGUUUCCAAUUUGUAUUUUUAUUAAAUAUUAACAUAAAAUAGGGGAAAUGAGUGAAUAAAUGGGGAAUUUUUUAAAAUAGAGGAAAAAUAGGGAAAACACUGUGAAGUCUGAAAUAAGAAUCAAAAUUUUUAUCAGCCCUGAUUGCAG